AUGGACAACGCUCCCAUUCAUAAAAGUACUGAAGUCCAAGAAUUAAUUUCUCAAAUGUGGUCCAAGAUCAAGCUGAAUAUUCGGAGAGGGGAAGUUACUGAGAAGGAUACUUUGAUUCCACGAAUCAGCGAAGCUGCUAGGAAAGUUACCGUUUCCAAUUGCGAAGGUUGGAUUAGACAUUCCAUAUCGUUUUUUGAUAGGUGUUUAAACAUGGAGUCAAUGUUGUAG
Cokeromyces recurvatus is the source of this 228-nucleotide messenger RNA. RefSeq lists its product as uncharacterized. Gene Ontology annotation, molecular function: nucleic acid binding. NCBI's taxonomy places the organism in Eukaryota, Fungi, Mucoromycota, Mucoromycetes, Mucorales, Mucoraceae. The transcript has 2 exons. Bases 1 to 228 code for a protein of 75 amino acids. The record is from RefSeq and is a predicted model, not a curated record.